Messenger RNA from Actinia tenebrosa (Australian red waratah sea anemone), 1787 nucleotides. Its product is annotated as exosome complex component RRP4. Lineage: Eukaryota; Metazoa; Cnidaria; Anthozoa; Actiniaria; Actiniidae. Gene Ontology annotation, molecular function: RNA binding. Gene Ontology annotation, biological process: CUT catabolic process; nuclear-transcribed mRNA catabolic process, deadenylation-dependent decay; nuclear polyadenylation-dependent rRNA catabolic process. The record is from RefSeq and is a predicted model, not a curated record. Gene Ontology annotation, cellular component: cytoplasmic exosome (RNase complex); nuclear exosome (RNase complex).
UCAUUCGAAGACACGCGUCCAAGAUGGUGGGUGUUCUGCACGAGAUUUAGAAGAGCUAAAAGAACUUUGAAAACAACCCUUGUUUUUAAAAAUAUUUAAAGAUGUCUGUGGAUAUAAGGCUACCUGGUGAGAGAAGAAAGAUUCCCGAGCAAAUGGACUCGGAGCCUAAGCAUAUUGUAUCCCCUGGAGAUGUGAUAACCGAAGAUACAGGCUACAUGAGGGGACAUGGCACUUUCGUCCAAGAUGACAAGCUGAUAGCAACAGUGUCUGGGAUGGUGGAAAGAGUCAACAAGUUGAUUUGUGUGAGGCCUUUUAAUACAAGAUACAAUGGUGAGAUUGGAGAUGUUGUGGUUGGAAGAAUAACAGAGGUUGGGCAAAAAAGAUGGAAAGUAGAAACAUUUUCAAGGCUUGACUCAGUUCUGCUCCUGUCAUCUGUGAAUCUUCCAGGUGGAGAGCUAAGAAGAAGAUCAGAGAAAGAUGAGCUGAAGAUGAGAGAGUACUUUGCAGAGGGAGACCUUAUUAGUGCCGAAGUGCAGUCUAUCUUUGCCGAUGGUUCUUUAUCUCUCCAUACCAGAAGUCUAAAGUAUGGCAAGCUUCGCCAAGGUACCCUUGUACAGAUACCUCCUACAAUGGUUAAACACUGUAAAACCCAUUUCCAUAACCUUCAGUGUGGAGCGACAGUAAUCAUGGGUAAUAAUGGGUACAUAUGGAUCAGUCCUCUGGUACAGGAACAAUCUGUGGUUAACGACACUCAGGGUGAACAACCCAUGGUUAUAGAUGACACACCUCAAAAGAUAACAUCAGCAGACAGAGAUACCAUAGCUCGACUGCGGAACUGUGUCGUGGCAUUAUCCGAGGAGUCAAUCCUUCUGUUUGACACCAGCCUGAUGUACGCGUAUGAAGAAUCAAUGAAAUACUCGGUGAAAGACUUACUGAAACCCGAAGUCAAAGAAGAAAUCGCCUGCGCCGUACGACUACAACUCCUCCAAUAGUAAUAGAAUAUAUAACUUGCAUUUUCUACUUUUAUUUUAUUAAAUUCUAAUAAUACUAACUAUGUAUAGAAUAUUAGUGAACUAAAGAAAGCUAGAGUUUCGAGCAGUGGCCGAGAAAGUUGUCUGACAAAUCGUGUCAGGUGAAAAAAGUAUAUGCGCGAAAAAAUUAGCGGAUUUUGUGUUCGCGUAAAAAACACGGCUUGGCAGUCCGCACAAACCAUGAGAUUUCAAAACACAAAAUCUGCUGUUUAUUGGCGCAGACAGCAUCAAAUUCUAAUUUCGCUCUGCGCACAACUUUUUUCUUGUGCGCACAACUGUUACCUUUUUGUCCUGUGGUAAACGAACACACGACGCAAGGAAAGCAACACCUGUCUGUCUGUCUGUCUGUCUGCCCGAGCGCUAAGCAUGUUACUAGCCAUCUUCACGGUUUUUCCGCAUUUUUCGUGAUUUUUUGCGUCUUUCUCUACAAUGCAAUUUUUUAUUUCGUGAAUAUUGUUUCGGAUGAAUUUUCGACAGAGUGUUUUUUACAUUCCAUACUUUUUUCUUGGGUUAAUUCACCUUUUUAUUGAUUUUUAUAACAACGAAAUAAAGCCAAGAAAGAAUUCGUUUAGAAAGCGAGGACUCGUGAUUCGUAUAAGAUUAUAACGAUACACUUGUGUCUCGCAGCCGCGUGCUUCGAGUCGAAAACCAGUCAAAAACAUGUUUCUUCUUAUAGCAUUUAUUUGCGCAUCGAGUUAAACUUGCGUAUUUGAGGAGGCGGUAAAGGAAACUAAAUAAUAAAAUAAAAGACUAAGA